Molecule: messenger RNA, 1590 nt
Organism: Homalodisca vitripennis (glassy-winged sharpshooter)
Lineage: Eukaryota; Metazoa; Arthropoda; Insecta; Hemiptera; Cicadellidae
Exons: 4
Coding region: 1-1590 (529 amino acids)
Biological process (GO): DNA replication
Molecular function (GO): nucleotide binding; DNA binding; DNA-directed DNA polymerase activity
Source: RefSeq, a predicted model, not a curated record
AUGUGGCAAUGCGGAUUUAACAAUCUGAAAAGAGAUCGAGAUCUCACACAUUUGGAAAAUCAUCCCGUGUUGACAACCUUACCGCUCAAUCCCCGAGACGCUUUCUUCGGAGGAAGGACGGGGAAUGCGAUGACAUACCACAGGUGUACGGAAGAUGAGCAAAUACACUACGUAGACGUAUGUUCCCUCUAUCCCUACGUCUGUAAACGGGGCAAAUAUGCGAUUUCCCAUCCUACCAUCUACAUUGGUGACAAAGAGUGCAGGGAAAGGGGAAUGCAAGCUGAGGGUCUUCUAAAGUGCAAAGUGCUUCCUCCAAAAGAUCUGUACCACCCAGUGCUUCCAGCUCGAAUGAAUGACAAAUUAAUGUUCGUACUGUGCAAUGAUUGCGGCGAAGAGCUCAACAGCGGAGAAUGUCAACAUAGCGACGACGAAAGGGCGUUGAUUGGCACAUGGACGAUGGAUGAAAUACGCAGAGCAGUUGAAAAAAGCUACAAAGUUGUCGAAAUGUACGAGUUGUGGGAGUACAAGAUGGCCACCUUCGAAGAAGGUGGACUGUUCACUGAAUUUAUAGAUAAAUUCUUAAAGAUAAAACAAGAAGCAUCUGGCUAUCCCUCCUGGUGCGUCACAGAUGAGGAUAGAGAGAGGUAUGUUCAAGACUACUUCGAGCACGAAGGAAUCAGACUAGAUCCAGUUAAAAUAGAGAAAAACGAAGGUCUCCGUUCUCUCGCAAAACUAAUGCUUAACUCGUUUUGGGGCAAGUUUGGUCAAAGGGAAAACCAAACAAAGACUCUCAUCACAAGGGAUCCUGAAGAACUCUUUAGACUAUGCAUGAACUCAGGAGUUAUCGUCAACACAAUACAGGAAGUCAGUGAAGACGUUGUUCUGGUCAGUUGGCAACAUCUAGAGGAGGUUGGCGAAUCAUUAAGUACGGUAAACGUUGUCCUAGCAGCCUACACUACAAGUCAAGCCCGAUUAAAGCUUUAUGAUCACCUGGAAGCACUGGUGUACGCUGUAAAACCGACAAAUCCCAAGACUUAUAUCCUGCAAGACUCACAAGGAACCAUCUUGAAAGGUGGAUUUUAUGAGCCUGAACUGGCCAAGGCGAACACGGGAAACGUUUAUUUAAUUGAAAAAGUGUUGAGAAGAAAGAAAGACAAGGUUUGCUCAAAGUGUACAGAGUCAUUCGUGAUCAUGGAGCGAAAGAGUGAAGACAUACAGGCUACUGUCGCUGCUGCUGUGUUGAAGGAGGAGGAGGAGAAGCAGCUGGAAAUCAUGGAUCUUUCGUCAAAACUGACAUCCCUCGAAAAGCAGGGUGAAAUUCAACCAAAGAUUUCAAUAAAGGAAUUAACGCGGAAAUCAGGAUACAAGAUUCUUGAGGCGAGGAAGGUUCACACCAAAUUUGACAGGAUGGCUGUCAUGCUGGUGAUAGAACAGGAUGGAUCGAAGACGGCUGUAACAUUUUUGCCUGCUAGGUUCGAGAGAUGCCUUAACGAGGAAGAUCUGCAAGAGAUGACAACGUCAAAAAAGUUUAGAGUUCGGUGUAGUAGCGGAUCUAAUGGACUUUCAGCGGACGUAAGGAUAUGGAAGUAA